UUAUUUUUUCUUUCUUCUACUUCACCUUUUUCUCUCUCCAAAGCCCUCCAAAAUUUUUUUCCCUUUCUCUCUCUAGAUUUCUUUUUUCUCUGAAAAACCUGAAAUUUUCUACCAUUCUAUUUUUUUUUUUCAAACACUUUGGUUUUUCUUUCUUUUCAAUUCAUUGAUGGAUCUACCAUUUCCAUCCCAUUUCUUUCCAAUUUCUUCUCCACCAGAUCUUCUCAGCUAGCUCUUUAUAAAAGCCGAAGCUCUAAAUUUUUAUUUUAUUAUAUAUAUAUAUUGGGUUCUUAUUCUCCGUUUGGAUUUUGGAUUUGUUCCGAAGAGAAAGCGAAACACAAAAAGAGAGUAUGAAAGUGCCGUGUUGUUCGGUGUGCCAAACGCGGUACAACGAGGAAGAAAGAGUGCCGCUUUUGCUUCAGUGCGGGCAUGGCUUCUGCAGAGAGUGUCUAUCCCGAAUGUUCUCGGCGAGUUCGGAUACCACGCUUGCUUGCCCCAGGUGUCGCCAUGUGUCCGUAGUCGGGAACUCCGUCCAGGCUUUGCGGAAGAACUACGCCGUUUUGGCUCUCAUACACUCCAACUCCAACGCCCGCGGUUCCGGCGGCUCGGCGGCCAACAAUUUCGACUGCGAUUACACCGACGAUGACGACGAUGGGGAUGAUGAUGACGAUGAGGAUGAUAACGAUGACGACGACGAUGCGGGGGACAAUGAAGCUGAUUCGCGCCGCCGGUGUAGCCGGCCCUCACGGACGUCGAGCUCCGGCGGCUGUGGGCCGGUGAUUGAGGUUGGAGUGCACCAGGAGGUGAGAUUGGUGAGGAAGAUAGGAGGGGAGGGAAGGCAGGCUGGGUCAGAGAUGUGGGCGGCUGUGAUCGGGGGAAGCGGGUCGGGUCGGUGCAGGCACCGGGUUGCGGUGAAGAAGGUGACGGUGGCGGAGGAGAGCAGUGUGGAUUCGGUGCUUGGGCAGUUGGAGAAUUUGCGUCGUGCUUCGAUGUGGUGUAGAAAUGUGUGUACUUUUCAUGGGGUUACGAAAAUGGAAGGUUCUCUGGGUCUUGUAAUGGAUAGGUGUUAUGGGUCGGUUCAAUCUGAAAUGCAACGUAAUGAAGGCAGGCUUACUUUGGAGCAAAUCCUAAGAUAUGGGGCUGACAUAGCACGAGGGGUAGCUGAACUUCACGCAGCUGGUAUUGUUUGUAUGAAUCUGAAACCAUCCAAUCUUCUUUUGGACACAAGUGGCCGUGCAGUGGUUUCUGAUUAUGGGCUUGCUGCAAUUCUGAAGAAACCUUCCUGCCGGAAAGCUCGAUCAGAGUGUGAUAGCUCAAGGAUCCAUUCAUGUAUGGAGUGUACAAUGCUCAGUCCUCACUAUGCAGCUCCAGAAGCCUGGGAGCCAGUAAAGAAGUCAUUAAAUAUUUUCUGGGAUGAUGUAAAUAUUUCUUCAGAGUCGGAUGCCUGGAGUUUUGGUUGUACCUUGGUGGAGAUGUGCACUGGUUCCAUCCCGUGGGCUGGUUUAAGUGCAGAGGAAAUCUAUCGAGCUGUUGUCAAGGCUCGAAGAUUGCCUCCGCAGUAUGCUAGUGUAGUAGGGGUUGGGAUUCCUAGGGAAUUGUGGAAAAUGAUUGGUGACUGUCUGCAGUUCAAGGCAUCAAGACGACCAACUUUUAAUGCGAUGUUAGCAAUUUUCCUCCGUCAUUUGCAAGAGAUACCACGCAGUCCUCCUGCAAGCCCUGACAAUGAAGUUGCUAAAAUCUCUGGAUCAAAUGUGACAGAACCAUCUCCUAUAUCUGAUUCAGAAGUUUGUCAGGACAACACUAUCCUUUUACAUAGACUUGUGUCUGAAGGGGAUGUGAAUGGUGUUAGAGAUCUGCUGGCAAAGAUUGCAUCAGGAAAUGGUAACAAUGCAAUAUCUUCAUUAUUAGAGGCUCAAAAUCUAGAUGGUCAAACUGCUCUCCACUUGGCUUGUAGACGUGGUAGUGCAGAUCUUGUAGAAGCUAUUUUGGUGUAUAGAGAGGCAAAUGUGGAUGUGUUGGACAAGGAUGGGGAUCCUCCACUUGUUUUUGCAUUAGCAGCGGGAUCACCAGAAUGUGUUUCUGCUCUCAUUAAAAGAGGUGCUAACGUGAGAUCUAGGUUGAGGGAAGGCUUUGGCCCAUCUGUUGCCCAUGUUUGUGCUUACCAUGGACAACCUGAUUGCAUGCAUGCCUUACUAUUGGCUGGAGCUGAUCCUAAUGCAGUAGAUGAUGAAGGUGAAUCUGUACUUCACAGAGCUGUUGCCAAAAAAUAUACUGAUUGUGCUCUUGUCAUAUUGGAGAAUGGAGGAUGUAAAUCCAUGGCUGUCAUUAAUCCGAAAAAUUUGACGCCAUUGCACUUGUGUGUGGCAACAUGGAAUGUGGCCGUUGUCAAAAGGUGGGUGGAAGUUGCUAGCCCAGAAGAAAUUGCUGAUGCAAUUGAUAUACCCAGCCCAGUUGGUACUGCAUUGUGCAUGGCUGCUGCUGUAAAGAAAGAUCAUGAAAUUGAGGGGAGAGAAAUGGUGCAAAUACUGCUUUCUGCUGGAGCAGACCAAACUGCUCAAGAUGCCCAGCAUGGGCGUACAGCUUUGCAUACAGCUGCAAUGGCUAAUGAUGUUGAGCUGGUGAAGAUUAUUCUAGAUGCUGGAGUUGAUGUGAACAUCCGGAAUGUACACAAUACAAUUCCUCUUCAUGUAGCACUGGCCAGAGGGGCAAAAUCAUGUGUUGGAUUGCUCCUAUCUUCUGGAGCAGAUUGUAAUUUGCAGGAUGAUGAAGGCGACAAUGCUUUCCAUAUAGCGGCGGAAGCAGCAAAAAUGAUUCGUGAAAAUCUUGAAUGGCUCAUUAUAAUGCUUCGGAAUCCAGAUGCUGCCAUUGAAGUCAGAAAUCACAGUGGCAAGACUUUACGUGACUUUUUGGAGGCCCUUCCCCGUGAAUGGAUUUCUGAGGAUCUGAUGGAGGCACUUGUAAAUAGGGGAGUUCAUCUGUCUCCUACAAUAUUUGAAGUGGGUGACUGGGUUAAAUUUAAAAGAAGUACCACAACUCCCACAUAUGGCUGGCAAGGUGCAAAACAUAAAAGUGUUGGUUUUGUACAAAAUGUGCCAGACAAGGACAAUCUCAUUGUUUCAUUUUGUUCUGGGGAGGCUCGUGUUUUGGCUAAUGAAGUUGUAAAAGUCAUUCCGCUGGACAGGGGACAGCAUGUUCAGCUCAAGCCAGAAGUAAAAGAGCCCAGGUUUGGUUGGCGUGGCCAGUCACGUGACAGUAUUGGAACUGUUCUAUGUGUUGAUGAUGAUGGUAUCUUACGUGUUGGGUUUCCUGGAGCAUCAAGAGGAUGGAAAGCUGAUCCUGCAGAGAUGGAAAGAGUUGAAGAAUUCAAGGUUGGGGACUGGGUUCGUAUUCGUCCUACUCUGACAGCAGCAAAACAUGGAUUGGGAUCUGUGACUCCAGGGAGCAUUGGUAUCGUGUAUUGUAUCAGACCGGAUAGCAGUCUACUGUUGGAGUUGAGUUAUCUUCCAAGUCCAUGGCAUUGUGAACCUGAGGAGGUUGAGCCUGUAACUCCUUUCAGGAUUGGUGACUGUGUAUGUGUGAAGCGAUCUGUUGCGGAACCUAGGUAUGCCUGGGGAGGUGAGACCCAUCAUAGUGUUGGAAGAAUAAGUGAGAUUGAGAGUGAUGGUCUUCUGAUCAUUGAAAUACCAAGUCGGCCAAUCCCCUGGCAGGCUGAUCCUUCUGACAUGGAAAAGGUGGAAGACUUUAAGGUUGGGGACUGGGUUAGAGUGAAAGCUUCAGUGCCCUCCCCAAAAUAUGGAUGGGAGGACAUCACGAGAAACAGUGUUGGGGUAAUUCACAGCUUGGAGGAGGAUGGUGACAUGGGUGUUGCCUUUUGCUUCAGGAACAAGCCAUUUACUUGCUCUGUCACAGAUGUAGAAAAGGUGCCUCCUUUUGAAGUGGGUGAAGAGGUUCAUGUGAUGCCAUCUGUGACUCAGCCCAGACUUGGAUGGUCAAAUGAAAGUCCAGCAACUGUCGGAAAAAUUAUUAGAAUUGACAUGGAUGGUGCUUUGAAUGUAAAAGUUGCUGGCAGACGUACCUUCUGGAAAGUUUCGCCUGGAGAUGCAGAGCGACUUUCUGGUUUUGAAGUUGGUGACUGGGUAAGAUCAAAACCAUGCCUGGGGACUAGACCAAGUUAUGAUUGGAACACCAUUGGGAAAGAAAGUUUAGCUGUUGUGUUCAGUGUACAAGACAAUGGUUAUCUAGAGUUGGCUUGCUGUUUUCGGAAAGGCAGGUGGCAUACUUACUAUGCGGAUGUUGAAAAGGUUCCAUCUUUCAAAGUUGGGCAACAUGUGCGGUUCCGUAGUGGAUUAGUUGAGCCAAGAUGGGGCUGGAGAGGGGCUCAGCUUCAUUCACGAGGAAUUAUAACCACUGUUCAUGCUGAUGGGGAAGUGAGAGUGGCUUUCUUUGGUUUGCCAGGGUUAUGGAAAGGUGAUCCAGCGGACCUUGAGCUGGAGCAAAUGUUUGAAGUGGGAGAAUGGGUGAGAUUAAGAAAGUAUGCAAGUAGUUGGAAGUCCAUUGAGCCAGGUAGUGUUGGUGUUGUGCAAGGAAUAGGGUACGAAGGAGAUGAAUGGGAUGGAACCACAUUUGUUGGUUUUUGUGGGGAGCAAGAAAAGUGGGUGGGGCCUACUUCCCAUCUUGAAAGGGUAGACAGGCUUAUUGUUGGUCAGAAGGUUAAGGUUAAACUCUCUAUAAAGCAACCAAGGUUUGGUUGGUCAGGCCAUAGUCAUGCUAGUGUCGGAACUAUAUCUGCAAUUGAUGCUGAUGGAAAACUAAGAAUAUAUACUCCAGCUGGAUCAAAAGCUUGGAUGUUGGAUCCGUCAGAAGUGGUACUGGUGGAAGAGGAGGAGCUUCAUAUUGGAGAUUGGGUUAGGGUUAAAGCCUCUGUUUCAACCCCAGCAUAUCAGUGGGGAGAGGUUCGUCAUUCAAGCAUUGGAGUGGUGCACAGAAUGGAAGAUGGGGAGCUUUGGGUGGCAUUCUGCUUCAUGGAGAGGCUAUGGCUCUGCAAGGCAUGGGAGAUGGAACGGGUAAGACCAUUCAAAGUGGGUGACAAGGUGCGGAUUAGAGAAGGACUAGUGACCCCAAGGUGGGGUUGGGGAAUGGAGACGCAUACAAGCAAGGGACAGGUGGUUGGGGUGGAUGCAAACGGGAAGUUAAGGAUUAAGUUCCGAUGGAGAGAAGGCCGGCCAUGGGUCGGAGAUCCAGCUGAUAUUGUACUUGAUGAACCCUCUUCUGGCCGAAAUGAAACUCAAAAGUGAAGGCCCCUUUCACAGCCUAUGGGUAUUUCAAUUGGCUCGCAAGCCUAUGCAUUUCUGCCAUCACAAAGCUUUUUGCAGAGAAGUGGGAAGCUGAUACUGAUGCCUGCUGCACCAUGAUCCGAUUGGCUAUACAUUUUGUUGCAAAGAGCACCGCAAGUGCAACUACAUGAUUUAUUUAUUGUUAAUAAAACAGUAUAAGGGAUGGGAUAGAUAGGAAUCUGAGGGAGAAAUUGGUAUGCCUUAUUGUUAAUUAUAGGAGAUACGGAAGGCAUCCAGAGAAAAAGGUGGCAGUAGGAAAUUUGUAUUCUAAAGACGAUGUUUGUAGUUUGACAAGCUUUUGAGGUAUAUAUACAUGUUUUUAUAUGUUUA
This is a messenger RNA of Ziziphus jujuba (common jujube), 5660 nucleotides long. RefSeq names its product E3 ubiquitin-protein ligase KEG. Gene Ontology annotation, biological process: protein ubiquitination; protein phosphorylation; defense response. The record is from RefSeq and is a predicted model, not a curated record. NCBI's taxonomy places the organism in Eukaryota, Viridiplantae, Streptophyta, Magnoliopsida, Rosales, Rhamnaceae. Gene Ontology annotation, cellular component: trans-Golgi network; early endosome. Bases 348 to 5291 code for a protein of 1647 amino acids. Gene Ontology annotation, molecular function: protein binding; protein kinase activity; ubiquitin-protein transferase activity. The transcript is spliced from 16 exons.